UAUAUAUAUAUACAAAGUCAGUGAACGGUAGGGAAUGGAGGUAAUGCAGGUACGUGAAGAUUGAGCUGCUGUAAAGGUGUUUCGUUUUAGGUAUAAAAUUUGAAAGUGAAAGAAGGUUAUACAGCGGAAUAAGGAGUUUUGUUUGCCUGGACGUUAAUUCUGGCACAAUCAAGAAUUCAGACUAUCUGCAGAUAUGGCAUCUGGAGCUGUGAAAAAGACAACAGGACUGACAGGCCUAGCUGUGGCAUUAAACCCUCAUCACACUCUGGGAGUACUCUAUGGCAAGAUACUGCGGGCAUUACAGAAGAUGCCGGCUGAAGCAGCAUACAGGAAGUACACUGAGCAGAUUGUUAAAGAGAGGGCAGAAGUUGUGAAAACUACACGUGAUGUCACGGAACUGGAGCACAAGAUUGGAUGUGGCCAGGCAGAGGAGCUAAUUUUGCAGGCAGAAAAUGAACUAAUCCUUGCCCGCAAGAUGCUCAGCUGGAAGCCAUGGGAGACUCUUGUCACCAAGCCUGUCCCUGAACAAUGGACAUGGCCACCUACCAAAUGAGACUUUUCUAGCAAUUGUUUUGUAUAGUUGACAUAUAUAUAUAUAUAUAUGUGUGUAAAUUAUCCAGUAAUAAAACUUUUUUCUCCUCAAAAUCUGGCAUUAU
Messenger RNA from Cryptotermes secundus, 656 nucleotides. It is a transcript of the gene ND-13B, whose product is annotated as NADH dehydrogenase [ubiquinone] 1 alpha subcomplex subunit 5. NCBI's taxonomy places the organism in Eukaryota, Metazoa, Arthropoda, Insecta, Blattodea, Kalotermitidae. The coding region runs from base 194 to 553 and encodes 119 amino acids. Gene Ontology annotation, biological process: respiratory electron transport chain. The record is from RefSeq and is a predicted model, not a curated record. The transcript has 3 exons.